This is a messenger RNA of Eucalyptus grandis, 1825 nucleotides long. Its product is annotated as mRNA-decapping enzyme-like protein. The coding region runs from base 240 to 1346 and encodes 368 amino acids. Gene Ontology annotation, cellular component: P-body. The transcript is spliced from 8 exons. The record is from RefSeq and is a predicted model, not a curated record. Gene Ontology annotation, biological process: deadenylation-independent decapping of nuclear-transcribed mRNA; deadenylation-dependent decapping of nuclear-transcribed mRNA; positive regulation of catalytic activity. Gene Ontology annotation, molecular function: enzyme activator activity; mRNA binding. Lineage: Eukaryota; Viridiplantae; Streptophyta; Magnoliopsida; Myrtales; Myrtaceae.
CCCAGCGAAGGCACGAAGGCACUCGGGUACCGUCUUCUCUACUUCCCAAGCAAAAGCAGUCCCCAGCUCCACACUCUCUCUCGCUCUCAAAUCCUCCCUCCUCCUCCUCAAAUCUCCGGCAGUUUCCUCGCCUCGCCGGCGGCGGCGGACGCGGGGGAGAGACAAGAUCCUUCCGGUCGGGGGGUUUCCUCGUCGCUCCGCCGGGACGGGACGGAAGGGAAGGGAAGGGGACGGAAGGCAUGUCGUCGCAGGCCGGGAAAUUGACGCCGAAUCUGGACCAGAACAGCACCAAGGUGCUCAACCUCACCGUCCUCCAGCGCGUCGAUCCCAGCAUCGAGGAGAUCCUCAUCACCUCCACCCACGUCACGCUCUACGAAUUCAACAUCGACAGCAACCAAUGGAGUCGCAAGGAUGUCGAAGGAUCUCUGUUUGUUGUCAAGAGGAAUACUCAGCCGCGGUUUCAGUUCAUCGUGCUGAAUAGGCGAAGCGCAGAUAAUUUGGUAGAGAAUCUGCUUGGAGAUUUUGAGUAUGAAGUCCAGGUUCCAUACUUGUUGUAUCGUAAUGCAGCGCAAGAAGUUAAUGGCAUUUGGUUCUACAAUCCACGCGAAUGCGAGGAGGUUGCAAAUCUCUUUACUAGGAUACUCAGCGCGUAUUCAAAGGUGCCCUCAAAGCCAAAGCCUUCAACCAAAAGUGAAUUUGAGGAACUUGAAGGAGCUUCAAGCUUGUCUGUCAUGGAAACACUGCUAGAGCCAUCCCCAACAGCUCCUGCAAUUGACUCUCCUGAAGACUCAACAGCAUUUAUGAACUUCUUCAAUAUGGCUUUGAAUAUUGGAAAGCAUGCCGACCCGGUGAAGUCUAUGCAGCACAACCAUUCUGCUGCAACUGUGCCUUUAUCUCCCCUUGUACCCACUGUUGCUUCAUCUCCUGCACCAAAUCCUGACAUGCUAAAUCUCUCUCUUUCGUCUCCCUAUUAUCCAAUACCUCGGAAUGAUUCUUCUGAUCUUUCCAAUGGCAGCGACCAAUUUAGCCGUCUAAUCAAGCCUUCUUCCUUUUUAUCAACCCCAUCGUCCUCGUCUGCACUGUUGCUGCCUCCAAUCUCAUCUUCAAAUCCUACUGCUGCUUCCCUUCGUCCUCCCCUGAAUUUGCAACACCCACAUGGAACUCCUCUGCUUAAUCCAUUCCCUCCUCCCACUCCAUCGGCAUCUCUUACUCCUAUUCCUACUCCUCCGGCUGACAGACCCUUAAUCAACAGAGAGAGAGUUCGUGAUGCACUUGUUAUGCUCGUUCAGGAUGAUCAGUUUGUUGACAUGUUCUACCAGACAUUGCUGAAGGUACAGUUCAAGUGAGUAAAACGAAAAAGCUGAUUUCCUUCUCAGAUUGAUGGAAGUAGGAGCGCACAUGUGCAUAGCUCGCUUUCGUGUCAUCUAUGAAAACAAUAUCCGGCAGACUGUUGUCAAUAUGUAAAUGCUCUUGCUUUCUUUCAAUCUUGACCCGUUCCUUUGCUCACUAUAGACGAUGUAGGAUCAGAAGGAGAGAUGGAAAAUGUUUUACCGUGAGAUCUUCUAAUGGCUAUUGUGAAUAUCGAGUUUGUCUGGGGAACGAGAUGGCCGGUCCUUGCCUUCUUACAGUUUCCUUUUUGGCAUACUCGCCGUCAUACAUUUCAGUUCAGACUACACUUUGUAGCUGACGGAGACAGCAAUACCCAUCUUUUCUAGAGGCGUUUCCUUUAAGAUUGAGGGAGUGUUCUCUACGGUAGGACCAUGCUUGACAAAACGGUGUAGGUCCUCAAUCAACAUCCUCUCGAAGAUGAUCAUGGCUUGCGGAU